CCCGCCCCCCGCCCCCCGGCCCCGGCCGCCGUUCCCGCCCCGGCCCCGCGCGGAGCGAUGGUGCUGCCCGAGGAGCAGGCCCGGCUGUACCGGCCGCCGGCGGAGCUGCUGCGGGCCGCGCACUGCCCCUCGCUGUCCUGCUACGAGCGCCUCUACCAGCGCUCCGUGCAGGAGCCGCACGAGUUCUGGGGUGACAUUGCUAAGGAGUUUUACUGGAAGAGCCAGCACACGGGGCCCUUCCUGAAGUACAACUUCGACGUGACAAAGGGGAAGAUCUUCAUCGAGUGGAUGAAAGGGGCUACCACCAACAUCUGCUACAACCUCUUGGACAGAAAUGUUAGCCAGAAGAAACUCGGGGACAAAGUUGCUUUUUACUGGGAAGGAAAUGAACCUGAGGAUACUGCGAAAAUCACAUACAGCGAGUUGCUACACCAAGUCUGUCAGUUUGCCAAUGUCCUCCGCAGUCAAGGUGUGAAAAAAGGGGACCGAAUUUCCAUCUACAUGCCGAUGAUCAUGGAGCUGAUUGUAGCCAUGCUUGCCUGUGCCAGAAUUGGAGCUGUGCACUCUGUUGUGUUUGCAGGUUUCUCAGCAGACUCCCUCUGUGAGCGGGUUCUCGACUGCGGUUGUUCUCUCCUCAUCACAGCGGAUGCCUUUUAUCGAGGGGACAAGCUGAUCAACUUGAAGCAGAUUGCGGAUGAAGCCCUCCAGAAAUGUAAAGACAAGGGCUCCCCUUUGAGGAAGUGCAUCGUGGUGAAGCACCUGGGGAGGGAAGAGAUAGCAGUGGAUGGGACAUGCAGCAAGUCUCCCCCUCUCAAGAGGCUGUGCCAGGAUGUACAGGAAAAAAAGACUGAGAGCUCACAGAGACUCCAUCCCAAGAUUCCCUGGAACCCAGCCGUGGACGUGUGGUGGCAUGAGCUGAUGAGCAGUGCCAGCACAGAGUGUGAGCCCGAAUGGUGCGACUCAGAGGACGAACUCUUUAUCCUCUACACGAGUGGUUCAACUGGGAAACCCAAGGGUGUGCUGCACACAGUGGGUGGAUACAUGAUUUAUGCUGCCACCUCAUUUAAAUACGUAUUCGAUUACCAGUCUGAGGAUAUCUACUGGUGCACAGCUGACAUUGGAUGGAUCACGGGCCAUUCCUACCUCACUUAUGGACCCUUGGCAAAUGGGGCAACUAGUGUGUUAUUCGAAGGUGUCCCCACAUAUCCAGACGUUGGGCGAAUGUGGAGCAUUGUUGACAAGUACAAGGUGACCAAGUUCUACACAGCACCCACAGCCAUCCGGCUACUAAUGAAGCACGGGGAGGAGCCCGUCAAAAAGCACAGCAGAAAGUCUCUGAAGGUGCUGGGGAGUGUUGGUGAGCCCAUCAACCCUGAGGCCUGGCUGUGGUUCUACCGCGUGGUGGGAGAAGAGAGGUGUCCUAUUGUGGACACGUUCUGGCAGACAGAAACGGGUGGCCACAUGCUAACACCUCUCCCUGCUGCCACCCCCAUGAAGCCAGGCUCUGCCACGUUUCCCUUCUUUGGCGUGGUCCCUGCCAUCCUGAACGAGUCGGGGGAAGAGCUGGAAGGAGAAGCAGAAGGCUACCUGGUAUUUAAGCAGCCCUGGCCAGGGAUAAUGCGCACGUUGUAUGGAAACCACCAGCAAUUUGAAACCACAUACUUCAAGAAGUUCCCUGGGUACUAUGUGACAGGCGACGGUUGCAGGAGAGAUAAGGAUGGUUAUUACUGGAUCACAGGGCGAAUUGAUGACAUGUUGAAUGUUUCUGGUCACUUGCUGAGCACUGCAGAGGUGGAAUCAGCUUUGCUCGAGCACGCUGCUGUCUCAGAGGCCGCAGUGGUCGGCCACCCACACCCCCUGAAAGGCGAGUGCCUCUACUGCUUUGUGACCUUGAGAGACGGCUACGAGUUCAGCAAGAACCUGACGGAUGAGCUGAAAAAACAAGUCAGAGAAAAAAUCGGACCGAUAGCAACACCCGAUUACAUCCAGUAUGCACCCAGCCUGCCCAAAACUCGCUCAGGAAAGAUUACCAGACGGAUAUUAAGGAAGAUCGCCAAAAAUGACCAAGACCUGGGGGACAUCUCCACCUUGGCAAACCCAGGCAUCAUAAAACAUCUUUUCAACAGCAGAUGUGACACUAAACAGUAGCAGCAGGGCCCGUCCCUGCUGAGCAGAACUGUAGCAGCAGUGGUGUCCUGAAAGCGGGACCCCUGAAUACCCACUCUCUGCCCUGGGAAGGAAACCUUCACCUCUUGAAUUGAAUGUACAGACAUUAGGAAUGAGGGAAAGGCAGGCUCUGGAGAGGCUGCCCUUCAUGAGCGUGUCCAUGCCUUGGAGGAGCUUGUGUAUCGUGUUCCAGAUGAGUAUUGCACAGCUGAGGUUCAGCCUCGCACACAGAAGGACUCGUCCUCCUCCCGUUUUAGCACCUCGUUCUUGAUUUUUAAUUUUUGGGGGGUGGGGUUGUUAAUUAAGUUGAUAUGAUAGAGGGGGCCUGGCACCUAGUGCACAAGGGGAAGGAACUUUGCGAGGUGGAGGGGAAGUGCUGUUGGAGUUACCCAACACAGGCAGGCAAGGGAGGUUCAUGUGCCACUGCCCACACGCCAGCUAAGCUUCCUUUUCAACUUGGAGUGCUGCAGAACUUGAAACCACUCUCGCAUCACAACUGUGUAGCUGAGCUCUAGUCUUGCGUCCGCUGUCCCAGCCUGCUGUUCGCAGAGGUCCCCUGGCCUGAAAGGGAGCAGCGCAAGGCUCACGGGAGCUCUGUGCUUUAAACAGGUUUUAUUGAGCUGCGUUGUGCCAGCUGGUGUGUUUUUGCCCAUCCAGCACAGCCUUUCACUGGCCGUGGACACCGUAGGGAGCCAUGUAUGGGCUAUGAGGAAAUGUCUCUGACGUGCUCCAUGCGGCACCGCUUCCACCCACUCGUGGCUGAAGCCACAGGCUGCACAGCUGGAUGCUCCUGUCAAGGCCUGGGGUGGGAGUGGGUGCUGUUGAUCCCAAAGGAUGGAAGGGAAACAAAGUCCCACAGGGGCCCUUUCCCACGGCAAGCAAACCCGGCACAGGGUUAUAGUGCACCACCACAGCAACAAAGCAGCCAAGGCAGGCAGGGCCGCUGCAGUCCUGGAUGAGGUUUUUCUCAUCAGGAAAACCACAGUGGAAGCUGUUUGAAGUUAGCUUUUGCUUAAAUCUGACAUGGCUUUGUGAUGAUGAGAGGAAAAAAACAAUCCCAAAACCUCCAACACGAGAGCCUGCACAUCACGAGGGUGCUGCCAAAGCCAUCCUGCUCCAAAUGAACUACACAGAAUUCCAGCCCUGCGUUGGGCUGGACAUACCUGCUUUGUGAUCUGUAUGAAAAAUGCAUGUGAGCUGUUCGAUUUUGCACUUAAACCAAAGGAGAAACGGGCUUUAAAACUUGUUCCAGCUGCUGUUUUGGUGAGCGCCAGUGUACAGGCUUUACCUGCAAGCUGAGCUGAAGAGGAGGAGGCAGCUGCCUCAGGCCCAUUGCUCAGGGCGAGUGUGGCAGGUGCUGUGCUUGGGCUGUUGUCCAAGUCCCAAGCCUUGCUGCUUACCUGCUGCUCUCCCUGGUGUGGCAGUUGCCUGCGAUUUAGAACCUCACCGUGUGACAGUGUCCCACGCACACCCCGCAGCUCCGUACCAGUGGAUUGUGCCCCUUGCCUUGACUAGGACUCCUACAUCAUCCCUCCUCCUCUGUUACCUUUAUCUGCUCUGUAAUUUUGGCUGGAAACAGCUAGAAUUUUAUGCAAAAUGGAAAAUAAAUCAUGGAAACAAAA
Cuculus canorus (common cuckoo) is the source of this 3788-nucleotide messenger RNA. It is a transcript of the gene ACSS2, whose product is annotated as acyl-CoA synthetase short chain family member 2. Gene Ontology annotation, cellular component: cytoplasm. Gene Ontology annotation, molecular function: AMP binding; acetyl-CoA synthetase activity. The coding region runs from base 58 to 2148 and encodes 696 amino acids. Lineage: Eukaryota; Metazoa; Chordata; Aves; Cuculiformes; Cuculidae. The transcript has 19 exons. The record is from RefSeq and is a predicted model, not a curated record.